UUGGGGGAGGGUGGCAGAGCUGCCGCCGCCAUGUUGGAUCUAAGGCAGCCGCUGUAGCCAGGGGGCGUGCCGAGCGGUAUCUGCCUCUGCUGGGAGGGACAGGGGCGUCAUGAGCUGGGGCACCCCUUACCUCGGCAGCAACAUUAGCCUCAUCUCUAAAGCGGAGAUCCGCUAUGAGGGCAUCCUCUACACCAUCGACACCGAGAACUCCACUAUAGCCCUCGCCAAAGUUCGAUCCUUUGGUACAGAAGACAGACCAACAGAUCGGCCCGUACCACCUCGAGAUGAAGUCUUUGAAUAUAUUAUCUUCCGUGGGAAUGAUAUUAAAGAUCUGACCGUUUGCGAGCCUCCCAAACCACAAUGUUCUUUGCCUCAGGACUCAGCUAUCAUUCAGUCUUCGCUAGGUUCGUCUCCGUUCCAGUCAGUGGGUUCCUACGGACCUUUUGGCAGCAUGCCCAUGUACAGUCAGUUCAGUCUAAGUUCAUUGGUCGGGCAGCAGUUUGGUGCUCUUGGUGUUGCUGGAAGCUCCUUGCCAUCCUUUGGAAUGGAGACAUCAAACAGUGAUACCUUAUCCCAAAGUAGUGCAAUUGGUUCUGCCUUUAUACAGGAUACAAGAACUAUAAAAACACAGUCAUUUCAAGGUCGUUCAAGCCCUCAGUUAGACCCUUUGAGAGAAAGUCCAACCAUGGAACAAGCAGUACAGACUGCCCCGGCCCACUUACCUGCUCCAGCACCUGUUGGGAGAAGGAGCCCUGUAUCAACCCCGCCUUUGCCAUCUACCGGCCAAAAAACAAUAGAGAAUCAAGAGCACAAGCAAGCUGAAGUACCCAACGUUUCAAGGUCAGAAAAUGAGCAACUCAGAAAUCAUAGUAAGAGACAAGUAGUUCCAGGUGCUUCGUCAGCUCCAAGAAAAGGGCGUGGGGGUCAUCGAUGUGGCAGGAGAUUUGGUAUUCAGCGAUAUGGUCCAAUGAAAUUUGAGAAUGACUUUGACUUUGAACGUGCAAAUGCACAAUUUAACAAGGAGGAGAUUGACAGAGAGUUUCAUAAUAAACUGAAAUUAAAAGAAGAUAAACUUCAGAAAAAAGAGAAGCCAGUAAAUGGUGAAGGUAAAGGAGUUGAUACCCAAAACAGUGAAGAAGACACUGAUGAAGAAGAUCCACUUGGACCUAAUUGCUAUUAUGACAAAAGUAAAUCCUUCUUUGACAAUAUUUCUUAUAAUAUUAAUAGGGAACAGAGGCCAACCUGGGCUGAAGAAAGAAGAUUAAAUGCUGAAACAUUUGGAAUUCCACUUCAUCCAAACCAUGGUGGUGGGAGGUACAGAAGCAGAAGAGGUCUGAGUUUCCGUGGCAACAGAAGGCCUAGUGGUGGCAGAGGUGGCACAUUUACUACCCCUCGAGGAUUUCACUGGGGUUUUCACCGCGGAUUCCGAAGAGGGCACUGGGGCAGGGAGUUUGCAGAUUUUGAAUACAGGAAAAACAACAAAGUUGCUGCAUAGUCUACAACAAGUCUUUGAAAAUAGGUGAAUUUCUAUCCCUUCAUGGUUCUGAAAAUUGGUGUCAGUACUUAUGAAGAAUGAAAAAGUGAAUUUUCUGUAUAUUUGUCACUUGCACUGUUUUUUUUUUUCAUUUUUUAAUUUUUCUGUGUAAUUUCAAAGAUACAGUGCAGUUAGUUUUGUGGGGAGGAAAAUUCAUUUUAAAAAAGGAAUAGUAAAUGUAUUUAGAGUACUAGAAGUCUAUAUAUAAGAAGAUUCUUAUGAAGGUUCUUAUAUAUAGUUAAACUAAAGCAGUACUUUGAUUUAACUUAUAAGUAUUUUUCAUCAUUGAAAGGAUUUUUCUUAUCACUAAAUUGUAUUUGGCAAUUUCUGCAAGUUAUCUACAGAUAAGGCAGUGAUACUGUGUUUUCAGCCAUAGAAGGUUUUAUAUGUGUGUACAUGUCUGUGUGGGUGUGUUUAUCUUUCUUUUCAGAAAUCCUGUAAUAUGAGGUAGAUUAUUUUGUCAAUUAGGGUGCUGGAUGGUAGAAAAUUUGUCAACUGUAUAUACACAGUAAAUACUAUUCCUUAGGCCAAUGUUAACUUUUUAGAUAGUUGUAAAAUUCCAUUAUAUUCCACUGUGAAAGAAACUUUAUGAACUUUGUAUAGCUGUAUAACAAAACAACUAACUUUUAAUUUAAAGAAUAAAUAUUUAAAGUCAGCAAAUGUGUGUCUUGGGAGAAGUUGAUGUGCUCAGGAGUAGAGUUAACAAAUGGGUCUUUUUUCUUCUUACUUUUCCAAGCUAAAGAUUUUUUAAUUUCUUAUUUAAUUUUGGAACAUAAAUGAAGAUUUGAUACAUAUUUUCAUUAUCUAAAAAGAACAAACUAUUUAUGCUCAGUGUAAGAAUUCAUUUUUUAGCCAAUGGCAUAUCACAGGAUUUCUCCAGAUAAUAGGUAUUUUCAAUAUACGAAUGCAAGCAUUCAUAGGUAAGAAUGUGCUUAGCUGUACUUUCAAAGAAAUAAUCCUUCACCCUGGGUGCUAACCAUUUUUUUCCUAAUAUGCCUAGAAUUUUGUUUGUUAUAACAUUGACUCAUUCUAUUAUAUUUUGGGAGGAUUGAAAGUGUUCAAGAUUAUUUAGAUGAUCUGCAACACAUCAUGAACACUGGUCCUUAGGCCUGUUACCUACAAAUGACAUUUUAGAGUUCAUCCCCAAUUAUAAAUUACUAAUAAAUCUUUUUGAUAUUUUGAACUAUAUAGAAAAACAAUCUGGCCAUUUAGGGGUUAUUAUGAAGCCAGAGAAUAAAGAGUUUCAAAGAUUUAAA
Molecule: messenger RNA, 2790 nt
Organism: Ictidomys tridecemlineatus (thirteen-lined ground squirrel)
Lineage: Eukaryota; Metazoa; Chordata; Mammalia; Rodentia; Sciuridae
Product: protein LSM14 homolog A
Biological process (GO): P-body assembly; cytoplasmic stress granule assembly
Cellular component (GO): P-body
Molecular function (GO): mRNA binding
Source: RefSeq, a predicted model, not a curated record